CUGCUACGUCGGUACUUUGAAAUGUAGUUGUGUCAGCUGCAUUCUUGUCGCUAAUCAAUGUACUUAACACCAGCCCCUUAUUUUUAAUCAAUCGUGUCUGACGAAUGUGGUUUUUCUUCUCCGGUUUUGAGUUUUACCAAGGGUAACACAUGCCCAUAUACCGAGUAGUGUGUAUAGAAGCAGCAAAACAUCAAAAUAAUACAUUUAUUACAUUUAUUUGAAAAGAAACUGUAAUCUAAUACCUAGCCAGACCAGAAAAGAUGAAAAAUACGUUAUCAGCUGACUCUCAACGGCCCGUUCACGAUACGCAUACGACUAAUACGAGUAACACGUUUGGCUUUCUGAUGAUACAUCUUCACGAGAGACGAUCUUCGUGUUUGAUCAGCUGGUGUAGGAAUGAGCGAGUUACAAAACAUUGAAAACCAGUUUACACAAAGGACAUAAGUGUGAUUUAACAGUGGACGCCGACCCUAUGGUUAACAGCCUCGAUUGAACUGGAUAUAGUAAACGGGAUAUGUCAACGAAUGGAUCCUGCUACAGCUACAAUACCGACCGACUGUGAAGCAGAGUCAAGUUCAGUCUGGAGCUGGUGGCCUUCCUGGCGGCCAACCUCCAUGUCCCUGUUGAAGACUACAGAGUCCAAGAUCCUUGCCUGUAUUCAGAAUGACCUGUGGGCCAGGUUUGUGACCCUACCAAACCAGGACCGAAUAUGGACUCUGACCCUCACCAACAAGAUGCUUCGCAAACCUGCAGAACAAGCACGUAAGACACCCUUAGUGAUGGUGCAUGGUUUUGGAGGAGGGGUAGGACUCUGGGUCCGGAACCUGGAUGCUCUCAGCCGGUGGAGGCCUGUCUAUGCCUUCGAUCUCUUGGGCUUUGGCAGGAGUUCCAGGCCUUCCUUCCCUUCAGAUGCUGCCAAGGCAGAGGAGCAGUUUGUUGACUCUAUCGAACAGUGGAGGCAGUCGCUAGGUCUGGAGAACAUGAUCCUGCUGGGACACAGCCUGGGAGGAUACCUGGCCACUUCCUAUGCCAUCCAGUACCCUUCGAGAGUGUCCCACCUUAUCCUGGUUGACCCCUGGGGUUUCCCUGAGCGACCACAGAACCAGCAGAGUCAAAAUCAGAAGUCCGAGGAGGUGAAGAGGCAGUCCCCUCCUCGCUGGGUGAAAGCAGUUGCAAAUAUUGUUUCCUACUUCAACCCGCUGGCGGUCAUCAGAGCAGCAGGCCCAUGGGGUCCAGGCUUGGUGAACAGAUUCCGUCCCGAUUUCAAAAGGAAAUUUGAAGACCUGUUUGAUGAUGACACUAUGACGCAGUACAUCUACCACUGUAACGCACAGACUCCGAGUGGAGAGGUGGGUUUCCGGGCCAUGACGGUGUCUCUAGGCUGGGCUAAGAGGCCUAUGCUGCAGCGGGUUCAUCUGCUGCCCCCCUCCAUGCCCGUCACCAUGGUAUACGGAGCACAAUCCUGGGUGGACAGCUCGUCUGGGGAUGAAGUGGUCCAGAUCAGGAGCGAGGCUAACACCAAAGUACUGCUGAUAAAUGGAGCGUCUCACCACGUGUAUGCUGAUCAGCCAGAGGAGUUCAACAGAGUGGUCGAAUAUAUAUGUGAGUCCGUUAACUGAAUGUAUGUCGACAGCUCAUAGUGAUGGUUUUAGUUCUCUGACUUUUGCAUGUGACACAUGACUUUAGAUUGGGGUAAAACUAGGCAUCCUGAGCGUGAAUGUGAUUAAGUUCUGAAUCAUAAAUGAUUAUUAUUAUUACAGUGAAGCUUUUUGCUGAUGUUUGUUAGCCAGUAUGUGUUGUGUUAUCAGUAACCUUAUUUGAAACAGGAUUGGGUUCAUACAUAGUACAAAGUGAACUACUUAAUCCUCCACUAUAUAUUGUUGCUUUGUCAUGUAUUAUAACUGAAACAGAUACAUUUUUAUUUAUUAGGCUACUGACCAGCCACAUCACUCCUGAUCUAUUCAUUGACAUGUGCCUGACAUAAUGUUGUCUGUUUUUUUUGCUUUUCUUUUAAGUUUUUUGUAUUGUAUUAAACAACUGUUUUAUACUGUGUAAUCAAUAAAAAGUUUAAUUGUCAAACUA
This is a messenger RNA of Mugil cephalus (flathead mullet), 2082 nucleotides long. It is a transcript of the gene abhd4, whose product is annotated as abhydrolase domain containing 4, N-acyl phospholipase B. Bases 525 to 1619 code for a protein of 364 amino acids. Gene Ontology annotation, cellular component: lipid droplet. Gene Ontology annotation, molecular function: phosphatidylcholine lysophospholipase A1 activity. Lineage: Eukaryota; Metazoa; Chordata; Actinopteri; Mugiliformes; Mugilidae. The transcript has 8 exons. The record is from RefSeq and is a predicted model, not a curated record.